AGUUGAACUUGAAGCUUCCCAGUUCUGGUGAGAUAUUUGCUCUCUGGAAACUGUGACAGAAAUGCAAGUCAAGGAAUUGUUCGUGUCUGCUCCAGGGAAGGCGAUCCUCCACGGAGAGCAUGCGGUGGUGCACGGAAAGGUGGCUCUUGCUGUGAGUUUAAACCUGAGAACAUACUUACGGCUGAAAGCCACCACAGCUGGCAAAGUUUGCAUCAACCUCCCAAAUAUUGACACAUUCCUCUGCUGGGACCUGUCUGAGCUGAAGCGGCUUAUUUCUUAUUCCCGUGGUAUGAGGGAGGAGAUGAAACUUCUGGAUGCUGAACUUGUGAGGAGACUGCGUGAAUUCGUUGGUGUCACCAAUGGAAACUUGGAUACUUGCAACAUGGCCACCCUAGCCUUCCUCUACAUCUACCUCUCACUGUUUGGAUCAGGUGAGCUGCCCAGCUUGACUGUGUCUGUGUGGUCGGAGCUGCCGACUGGAGCAGGGCUGGGGUCAAGUGCCGCCUACUCUGUGUGUUUAGCUGCAGCUCUGCUCUGUGCAAGCGGAGCCAUCCCCGCUCCUCUCAGGGAGUGGGAUCACACUGCCAGGUGGUGUCAGGAGGACCUGGAGCGGAUCAACAGCUGGGCUUUCCAAGGGGAGAUGAUCAUCCAUGGUAAUCCUUCAGGAGUAGACAAUGCUGUAGGAACAUGGGGUGGCAUGCUGAGAUUCCUGGCCGGAAAGAUAAUACCACUGAGCAGGGUGCCGUUAUUAAGAAUCCUCCUCACUAACACCAAAGUACCACGUAGCACCAAGGUACUUGUUGCCAGGGUGAAGGACAAGAUUAACAAGUUUCCCUCUAUCAUGACCCCAGUGCUUGACUCAGUUGAUGCCAUUUCCUGCACUUGUGAGAGAGUCCUCUCAGAGAUGACCUGUGAGCCCAUCACUGGAGAGCACUACAAUAUUCUAGAGGAGCUCAUUGACAUCAACCAGCACCACCUGAAUGUGAUGGGUGUGGGACACCCUGCCCUGGACACACUGUGCCAGGUCACGAUGACCAAAGGGCUCCACAGCAAGCUAACCGGUGCAGGGGGAGGAGGCUGCGGCAUCACCCUGCUGAGACCAGAAACGGACUCCUUCGUUGUCCAGACGACAGUGCAAGACUUGAAAGACUGUGGCUUUGACUGCUGGGAAACAAGUAUUGGUGGGCCGGGUGUCCAGCAGCACUCUCCUCUCUCUGUUAAGGAGGAAGUUCUGGAGAUUUUAAACCGUUACUGAAACUCUGGCUGAACAAGAGGAAAAACGACCUGAUUGUCUUCUUGUUUGUACCUCAAGACCUGAGGUAUGGUCAGCUAAUGAAGUGAGACGAAUGGACCAAGGAAAAUUUCCCACUGUGCGGAGCUGGACCGACUAAAAAACAAUCUUACUGUUGUGAAACUAACAACAAGGCAACUGUGUAUCUAACAAAUUACUGAUAUUCAUGUUGGACUGUGGGAAAAAUAACUGAUCCUCAAGGGUGCAAUUACAUGUUCUGAAGGCUUUGUCCACUAGAUGGCAGCAGAGUUGCACAAAUGCUUUUUAUGAAGCAGGAUUUAUGGUGAGAGGCUUUGAUAAAUUGAUUAAUGUGUAAGUGAAGCGCUAGCAGAAUUAAUUUAUAGUUUCAUCUAAAUGCAGAAGGGUCAACACAUCUUACGGGAUUAGACGUUUGUAGUCAUUAAUUGCUCACUCUUGGCACUGUAACAUGCAAUGAUGUUGGAUAACUGCUAGAAUGAAGGUGGUCAUUUUACAGAAGAUGAUGAAGAGAAAGUUUGAGAAAUGAAAUUGUUUUUGGUUCUUUAACAAAACCCAGAGACUGUUUUCUUUAGUCUCCACAGUUCUGCAAAGAGUUUUAUCAAAGUGAUCAUGCUUGGAUAUUUCUCUCUAUCACUACAAUAUUGAGACCAGGAAAAAAUAAAUGUCAUAAAUAUGUUCUGAGGACUGUCUGCAUAUAAUAUAAAACUAAAACUUAAAUUAUUACAAAGACAGAUGUAUGCUGAAUAGAGCUGCAACGAUUAAUCGAGUAGUUGUCAAUUAUUAAAUUAAUUGCCAGUGAGUUUAAUAAUCAGUGAAUUGGUUUGAAUAAUUUUUUUAAGCAACAAAUGUCAGAAUUUUGUGAUUCCAGCUUCUGAAAUGUGAAUAUUUUCUUGUUUCUUUACUCCUCUAUGACACUAAACUGAAUAUCCAUUGUGGACAAAGCAAGACAUUUGAGGACGUCAUCUUGGACAUUAAAAAAAAAAAAAAGAUUGUCAUUUUUCACCAUUUUGUGAUAUUCUAUAGACCAAGUAACUAAUCGAUUAAUCAAGGAAAUAAUUGACAGAUUAACCAACAAUGAAAGUAAUCGCUAG
Epinephelus moara (kelp grouper) is the source of this 2361-nucleotide messenger RNA. It is a transcript of the gene mvk, whose product is annotated as mevalonate kinase. Gene Ontology annotation, molecular function: ATP binding; mevalonate kinase activity. Lineage: Eukaryota; Metazoa; Chordata; Actinopteri; Perciformes; Serranidae. The record is from RefSeq and is a predicted model, not a curated record. Gene Ontology annotation, biological process: cholesterol biosynthetic process; isoprenoid biosynthetic process. The transcript has 10 exons. Gene Ontology annotation, cellular component: cytoplasm. Bases 62 to 1255 code for a protein of 397 amino acids.